AUGUCAUCUGAAGAUAUGUUCGAGCUUUACAGCGUACCCGCUGCUCCUUCGAGCAAGAAGAAGGAGAGCAGACCACACCGCGGAGAGAGCAGCAAGAACCCUCCGAUGAAAAAGGCUCAGACUGGGGACCCUCCAGCAGCAGUUCCUUCUAAGGAAACAACUCCUCCUCCAUCUCCCCUCGACCAGACAUCUCCUCCAGCACCAGUCGACCAGAACCCUCCUCCACCAGCACCUGCCGACCAGACACCUCCUGACCAAACUGGAGAUGUCCUGACAAAUUAUGUGAUUAGCUCGGCCAAAGAGAGAAUGACCAAACUCUCGAGGCACCGAUGCAGCCGAGAGGCCAUCAUCAGCACCGAAUCCAUGGAGGGAAUGCUAACUAUGACCGCUAGCUGGCAUCGCUCGGGGGCUUUGAUUACCGAACUCAAAGCGUCCGAGGCUAAGCAUGCUGAGGAGUCCAAGAUGACUUUGAAGAAAAACGCAGAGCUGCUCGAGCAGAACACCAAGCUGGCUGAAGAAUUGAAGACGUUCCAGGUUGCCUUGACCAAAGACACUGUAGAAAAAGAGAAGUAUGAGGAGGCUUCCUUGCUCAAUUUCAAGGAAGCCACUAAGCUUCAAGAUGACCUAGUUGCUAGCAAAAAGGAAACUGAGGGGCUGGAGGGGCGCAUCAAAGAGCUCGAGGAGACCAAUGCCAGCAACUUGGAGAGGUAUAAGGGAGCCACCUCUAACUGCUUUUAUGCAUUCUGGAAACACAACCGCGAGGCAGACUUCAGCUAUCUCUCCGAGCGCAUGAGGCGAACUAAAAUAAAGCGAUGCCUUGCUCUCCUUGAGGAAGAGGAGAGAGCAAAAGUCCCAGCCUCUCCUGAAAUUUCCUUGGCUACGGGCAUUGAUGGCGUGGAAGAGGAAGUUGGGGCCUUCGUCGACCAGCAAACUCCUCAAGACCCUCCUGUUCCUUCAUAA
This is a messenger RNA of Humulus lupulus (European hop), 960 nucleotides long. RefSeq lists its product as uncharacterized. Lineage: Eukaryota; Viridiplantae; Streptophyta; Magnoliopsida; Rosales; Cannabaceae. The record is from RefSeq and is a predicted model, not a curated record. The coding region runs from base 1 to 960 and encodes 319 amino acids. The transcript is spliced from 2 exons.